Messenger RNA from Centruroides sculpturatus (bark scorpion), 1044 nucleotides. RefSeq lists its product as uncharacterized. The record is from RefSeq and is a predicted model, not a curated record. Bases 28 to 453 code for a protein of 141 amino acids. Lineage: Eukaryota; Metazoa; Arthropoda; Arachnida; Scorpiones; Buthidae. The transcript has 3 exons.
CUUCCUGGCAUUGCUACGACAAACACGAUGCUGGUUAAUUACGGAACUCUACUACUUUUCCUCGUCUUAGCCAUCGACGGAGCCAAAACUCAAAGAUGCGGAGUAAACGAGGUAUUUGAAGAUGCCAGAUGCGAACCUUACUGCGACAAUGCACUGGACGAUCCUUGUUACCAACAAGUCGAACGUUCCGGAUGUUUUUGUCAAACUGGUUAUAUUCGAGAUCAAAGAACUAAAAAGUGCAUUCGUUUAGAACAAUGCAGCAGCCGUGUGUGUCGACAACCGUACAUGGAACUGGAUUUAAAUGGCAGAUUUACUAUUUGUUCGGGGCCGAGACAAUCCUAUACUGGAUAUCCUUACCGACGUAAACCCGCUUGCGCUUGUAUAUCGGAAUAUGCUGAAAGUAGAGGAGGAUGCAUUCCCAUUUCUCAAUGUAGACGUUUAGAAAGAAAUUAAAGCGUAUACUUAUAUAUAAAUAGUGUCCGAUAUUUUAACAUUAUGCUUUGCAUGCAGUUUAAAUUUUGAAUUGAAAAUAAAAUUUGAUGAUAAGAAAAGUCUCGUGUUUUAUAGUAAAUUACGUGAGUGCUAAUAUAAAGAUGAAUUAAGAUUUUGUUCUUUUCAUUAAAAAGUCCAACAACGAGGUUCGUAACUUUCUCGGGCAAACUUGUGUGUGGCGACAUCUGUUAUGAAAUUUUAUUUUAAAACUUUUUAAUAUUAUUAAUUACUAUAAAAUGGCAAAGAGCGUAAUUUUCAGGGUAAAGGUGAGUUUUGUUUAAAAAAAUAAAAUUGAAAACGCUAAUAGCCAGUAAAAUCUUCAAUAAGUCCGACACUGACUGGCUAUGAUUUUUUGUGCGCCAAGGGAGUAAUUGGGUGGGAGCCUCUACCUUUUGAUGAGGAUGGCGUUUGCUCUCUUACCAAACUUAAAAAUAAAGGAUUUUGUUUCUUGGAAUUCAUUGGGCUUUCUUUAUACGAUUACAACAUUUAGAUACUAACAAUUUGACACCAACAAUAUAUGCCAGUAAUCAAUUUAGAUAAUGUGAAUUUGAU